Entamoeba invadens IP1 is the source of this 1185-nucleotide messenger RNA. RefSeq lists its product as hypothetical. Lineage: Eukaryota; Evosea; Mastigamoebida; Endamoebidae. Bases 1 to 1185 code for a protein of 394 amino acids. The transcript has a single exon. The record is from RefSeq and is a predicted model, not a curated record.
AUGACGUGUCUUCUGUUUCAAUUGUCAAAAUUGAACAACAAUUUUGGGUGUGAAGAGUGUGAAAAUGGAUAUGGCAAUUUGGUGUAUUCUUGUAACCGUUGCGGUUCCAAUUGUAAUGAUUGUGUGUCAAAUAACUUACAAAAUUCAUUUACAUGUAUCGAAUGUGAAAAUGGUUAUUAUUUGAAAGAUGGUGAAUGUAAAAUUUAUGACGAUACUAUCACUAAACUUUUUUCAUUAAAUUAUACAAUUUUAUGUCAUAGUGGAUAUUACUCAAAUGUAACGAGUUGUGAAAAGUGUAUCGAUAUUAAUUGUAAUGUAUGUAUUAAUGAUGGUUUGAGGUGUGUUAUAUGUAACAAAAAUUAUUAUUUUGAAAACGAAAAAUGUUCUUUAUCCAAAGAAGGCACUUUAUAUUCACAAGAUAAUUUUGUAACAUGUGAAAAGGGGUAUUACAUUAAAAUAAUUCCAAAUAAAGCAACAAUUUGUACUAAAUGUUCAGAAACGUAUGGUGAAGAUUGUGAAACCUGCAAUUCAAAAAUAUGUACAAAUUGCACAAAAGGUGUUUUGGAUUUUAAUGGAAAUUGUAUAUUAAACAGUGGGUGUGAAGUGAUUGAAAAUAGUUUAUGUGUCAACUGUCAACGUGAAUUGAACACAUGGUACUUUAAUGGUAAUGCAUGUGUAUUAUGUGAUAAAAGUGUGAACUGCACCAAAUGUGAAUUUAAUAAAUGUGUAGAAUGUUCAGAAAAUAGUUAUUUGUACGACGGCGAGUGUUACUCUACAAUCAAUAAGAAUUGUGAAAUUAUUAGUACAUCAAACAACUUCUGUUUAAGUUGUCCAAAUGGUUUUUAUUUAAACAGCCAAAAGACGUGUAUAAGUUGUGGCAAUAAUUGUAGUGUUUGUUCUUUAGAAAGUGUAUCAAGUACGCGCUCUUUUAAAUUGGAUGACGCUUCUGUUAAACAAAAUGAUUUAAUUUUGGUUUGUAAAUUAUGUAAAGGUGGGUACGCUUUUAAAGAAAACACAGGUAUGUGUCUUGAUUCAAAAGAAACAACAGAAAACUGUAAAAAUGCAAUUCCAGGAACAUCUUUAAGUGGCUGUGCCGUAUGUAUGGAUGGGUAUUAUAGAGAUAAUGUCAUUUGUAAACCAUGUAUUUCCAAUUUGAAUUUUGUAACACCCAUUCAACGUGUUUAA